This is a messenger RNA of Gigantopelta aegis, 954 nucleotides long. RefSeq names its product melatonin receptor type 1A-like. The record is from RefSeq and is a predicted model, not a curated record. Gene Ontology annotation, cellular component: membrane. The transcript has a single exon. Lineage: Eukaryota; Metazoa; Mollusca; Gastropoda; Neomphalida; Peltospiridae. The coding region runs from base 1 to 954 and encodes 317 amino acids.
AUGAGUUCUUCAACAGCCAUGUUGCUUGAUGGAGAUAUUGCAGUCAACUGUUCAUGUUCGAUAACUCUUGCUCUGACAUUCAACGUGGUACAGUUAUGGGGCAUCGUGAGCAACACUAUGAUCCUGGUCAUCCUCGUCCGGUCUCGGAUGAUUCGAGAGAACACGGGGAAGAUGCUAGCCAACGAGGCCGUGUGUGACAUCCUCGUGAACAUGGCUGCCGGCGCCAUGGCAACGGCCAACUUAUUCCACAGAAGGAUCGCUGUUAUUGGGGUACCCAUCAUCACGUCAUUGUCUUGCGUCAGAGCCUACUGUCUCCUGGGGAUCAGCUUCGUGCUCUACAUGGCGAUAUGCCAUUCCUUGAAGUACAGAUAUUACGUCACCUCCAACCGAACAAUCGCUUAUGCCCUCCUCGUGUGGUGUCUUGUACCCGUCGUGUUGCUCGUUAUCUAUUUAGAAGGGACGUUCUAUGCGAGAAAAGAGCGCUAUGGAUUCGUACAGAUUCACUACACUUCAUCCAAUUGGUGGGUUGGAAUCUUCAUCAGUUUCAACGCCUGUAUUUUACCUUUCGUGGGCAUAGUGACAUGCGUUUACAAGACUGUCACCUACAGCCAGAAUGUGAUAUUUCCGGCCAUGUACGCCAACAGUGGGAGCUUGGUGAAAAUUCGAUUGGCGAAAAUGGCGAUGUUAGCCUCGUUUCUGCACUUGCUUUCUCAGGUUCCAGGGCAGAUGAUUUCCGGUUUGCACGUGACGUCCCCCGUGGGUGUUGCGAUCGGAUACAUGUUGACGUUUGUGUACCCGUCGUGCAAGUUCUUUAUUUAUGUUUAUAUUCUGAGAAAUUUCAGGAAAACUGCAAAAUAUAUUUGUAGAUGUUUUUGCAAAGGUAGCGCCGUGAAUCCAACACAAAAUCGACCUUUAAUUUCAAUACUGGCUACUUCCGAUUUAGACAGACGAUGA